AUGGCACAUAUCCAGGACCAAAAAUUUACCGAGUUAGGCUUGCGGAAAGUUGUUUCAGCAGGGAAGAUCACGAGUUAUCAUAGAGAUCUAGACAAGGCCAGCGAUGGCAACCCGAUCCUAGUACUGCUUCAUGGAUAUCCCCAGAGCGCUUACAUAUGGCGUCUCCUGGUUCCAUUGCUCCCAGGCAAGCCUCUCUUCAUCCCGGACUUGCCUGGUUACGGAAGCAGCGCUCCAACCGACCGACACGACAAGGUCAACAUUGGACUGAGAGUAAUUGAAGCUCUCCAUGAGGUAUUCAGCCAUGGAGACAAGAAGUUGAUCGACAGCCCGCCAAUUGUCCUCAUAGGCCACGACCGUGGCGCUAGAGUAGCACACGCACUGCACGUCUCCACCGGGCAGGCCGCCGUCUUGGGAUUCCAGAUCAUUGGAGUGGCCUUGUUGGACAUUGUUCCGACUUUAUCACAAUGGGAGAUCGGAGACACAGCCGCUGCUCAAACUGGUUACUUUCACUGGUCUUUCCUCGCCAACGUGACCAUUGCCAAACCUAUGAUAUUGGCGUAUGGUGGCGGAAAGUGGGCCAACAACAUGAUCACACGUUGGGCAGGGUCUAAUGAAGAAGGGCUUGACAAGCUGAGAAGCGGUGAUUCCCUCAGUGUCUACGGCAGCUUCUUUGACCAGGAGUCUGUUAUCGAAGCCUCAUGCAGAGAUUACGAAGCUGGUGCGACAACUGAUCUUGAUUUCGAGCGAAAGGCUAUCGAAACUAAUCAACGUAUCGUUGUUCCACUGCUCUUAGUCUAUAGCCAAGGAUUUCUACCGAAACGAGCCAGGAAGCCUAUAACGGAGGUGUGGAGUCAGCCUUGGAGCGACGGCCCGAGCUUAAUAACCGCAUGUCCUCUCGGAAAUGGCAUCGGCCAUUUUAUCCCGGAAGAAGCGCCGGAGCUGACUGCAGAAGCGUUGCUCAAGUGGUUGCCGUUACUUUGA
Molecule: messenger RNA, 981 nt
Organism: Cucurbitaria berberidis CBS 394.84
Lineage: Eukaryota; Fungi; Ascomycota; Dothideomycetes; Pleosporales; Cucurbitariaceae
Product: alpha/beta-hydrolase
Exons: 2
Coding region: 1-981 (326 amino acids)
Molecular function (GO): hydrolase activity
Source: RefSeq, a predicted model, not a curated record